Messenger RNA from Penicillium waksmanii, 1890 nucleotides. Its product is annotated as ankyrin repeat domain-containing protein. The record is from RefSeq and is a predicted model, not a curated record. Lineage: Eukaryota; Fungi; Ascomycota; Eurotiomycetes; Eurotiales; Aspergillaceae. The coding region runs from base 1 to 1890 and encodes 629 amino acids. Gene Ontology annotation, biological process: protein localization to ciliary inversin compartment. Gene Ontology annotation, cellular component: ciliary inversin compartment. Gene Ontology annotation, molecular function: protein binding. The transcript has a single exon.
AUGGCAAAUCUCGAUAAUCUACCACCAGAGAUCUUAUGCGUCAUCGCAGAGGAAUGCGAAGUUGCAGCGCUAUACGGAAAGAACCCGGGUACCAAGUACAGAUACCAUGCCCACCUUGCUCGCGCAUGUCGGCGUCUGCACCAAAUCCUCAACCCACUUCUGUAUCAGCGUCACAUAAGAAACGACCCGCCUCUUGAUUGUUGUAUACUUUGGGCAGCCGAAACAGGUUCCUUGGGGACAAUGAAACUCGCACAUCGUUUCGGAGCCAGCUUGGAUACUAAUGGCACCCGUGAUAGCAAAGACCUCCAGCUCCGCUGGGACAGCAUACCUGGCCGUCGUAGGUACUUCGCGACACCGCUUCACUUUGCUAUCCGAAAUAAUCAUCAACAGAUUGCGGACUAUUUACUGGAGAAUGGGGCAAACCCCCAUGUUCCAUCGAGAGACUUUGCUAGUUAUGAUCUACCGUUUGUUCUCGAAUGUGCCGCUGGGUUGGAGAGCAAAAGAAAGCUUGUAAAGCAUGGAGCAACCCUUCUACGACAAAAUCAGCCGGCAUUACCUGUUUUUGCAAGCAGAGGCUAUGAGUCGGAUCUUUUAUGCCUUUUCUUGGACCAUCAUGACACGGAGUUGACGUCGCAAGCAUUGCGUUGCGCAGCCCAAUACAAUAUCCCGGAGCUGUUUUACGGUGCACUUAACAAGCCGGAGCUAAAUGCGUCCAACGCGGAUUCAUCGGACGGCAAAACAGCUCUGCAUUAUGCAGCAUCAUCGGGGAAUAAGGCCUUUGUGGAAGAGCUUCUUGCACGAUCCGAUGUCGAUGUCACUGCACAGGAUAAGAAAGGGCAGACGCCUCUCCUGUGUGCAGCAACAUGCGGUGUGACACUCAUCGUAGACCUUUUACUGAAGCAGCCCGGCGUAGACAUCCUGGCUACCGACAAAAGUGGCUGUACAAUACUACACUAUGCAUGUGAGGCUGAUGGUGACACGGCAAACAUGAGGUUGCUCAUUGAGCGACUGAUUCAAGUUGGUGUUGAUGUCAAUCACUCCUCACAAACUGGAACCGCGCUCUUCCACGCGUUGAAACACGGCAACUUGCACACAGCCUUGUUUCUGAUUUCAAACGGCGCUGAUCCGACCGUCGGUCGGCAAGUCGACAACUCAGGUUGGACAAUGCUCCAUCAUUCUCUAUACAAGAAGGAGCAUAUGGAAAUUCGAACACAGCUAGUCCGGGAAAUCGUAUCCCGUGGCGCCAAUCUGGAGCAUGAUGCCGAAUAUGAUGCCGAAAAAUUAUUGGGCAAGGAUCUCGAGAACGAAUGGAUGUACCUCGGGACUCCUCUCCAUUUUGCUGCCGUCUAUGCCGAGAGUGUUGAAUGUAUGAAAAUUUUGAUCGACGCAGGAGCAGAUCCUAGUAACGGUGCGCUUUGUGUCGGCCAUGAUGAUGCGGAUACUAUCAGUUCGGGCGAUGUUCACCCAGCUCUCUGUGCUCUCUUUCAAAUAUGCUUGUUUGAAAAAUGUCCGGUACAGCGAGGAGGAAACAUCGAACAGUUGCGGGAUCGCGUCUGCUUGCUUCUAGAUCAUGGAUACAGUUUGGAUUUUGGUGGUACUGGGAACUCAGCGGGAUGUCCGCUGGUUUGGGCCGAGCGCCUGCAUUACCCCCAGGCUGUCAAGUUGAUACUCGACUAUGCCUCCAGCAAAAACAUCACCUUUGGGCAUUUAAUGCAUCACGCCAGGCAGCUUGAGAACGACGAUCGGACAGAGUCCCAGGAGAUCUGGCGCAUGUUGGUCGACUUUAGACAGAGAGAAUAUCUUGGCUAUGAGUCUGAUGAAGACCAAGACUAUCAUUUGGAUGAUUGUGUACAGAAUGAAGAGGAGGAGGAGGAGGAGGAGGAAGAUUGA